AUGGAGCUCGACGUGCUGACAGCUUGGCACAGCGCUACAGAGCAGCUGACGGCGAAUGUCGGCCAGCUCGACCGCGUGGCAGAGGCUUGGAGGGUUGCGUGCGAUGAGCUGGAGCCUCGAAAACUGUGGAGCGCAGGCCACGGCGCGCGCUUUGAGCCGUCCAAACGUCUCAUGGAGGCGGCGCAGGUGUUGCACGAUGCUGGAUUGACGAGCGAGCUGCUCGACCACUACCUGGACGCGGUUCGGAGAUCCUUUGUUUCCGUGCGGGCAGAGGUUGACGAGUCGCUGGAUCGCUUUGAGGCAUCCCCGCCGGAAGACGGCUUCGACAUCCUGGCUGCCUUGCUUCACAGCAUCGGGUUGCGAAUCCUGCGCUGGCAGCAACCCGUUUCGGCUCUAUGGGCCGGAUCCUCGUCAAGCUUGUCAGCCUUCCGCAAGACCUUUCUCUCAUCCCUCUACUUCGUCCUCCCUCCUCGAUUCGCCCCCGCCCUCCAGUCCUUCCUUCGCACCCUCCUCACGUCCGAACACCCGACUCAAGCGACUUCCGACGUACACUCGCGCGCCCUGCCCACCCUGAUUACCCUCCUCGAUCGAUACGACCCUCUCCUGUUCGCGCUCAUCUACGAAGAGAUCGAGUCGAGGGUCCAACGCCAAUGCCGGGGCGUGUACAGCGAGAAAAAGCUUGAAGAACUGCUGCAGUGGUUGAACGGAGCGGGCAAGAAGGGCGAGGCGGGCGGCGUGAUGGGCUGGGUGAGCGGGAUCUACGAGAGUGCGGGCGAGGGCGGGAACGAGGAGGCGCGCAAGUUCCUCAAGCCCACCUUCAGUCGGUUCGAGUACCACAUUCACAAGAUGCUCUGCCAGCUGAGAACUUCCGAGCUGUUCGACAUUAUCCUCGCCUAUCCCGCUUCAAAACCAGCGCUGGAGGACCUGAAGACCUGCCUGUACAAAACGGACCAGCGCGGCCUGCUCGUCUCACGCCUCCGCGAACAGGUCGCGCAACGGCUCCUCCAGCCCGGCUCUGACACGAAGGAGAUCAUCACGACCUACAUUGCAGCCAUCCGAUGCCUGCGAAUUGUUGACCCGCCAGGCGUCUUGCUCAGUCGCGUCGCCGACCCGAUCCGCAAGUACUUGCGAGCGCGCUCGGACACGAUCCGCUGCAUCGUUUCGUCGCUCAUCGAGGAGGGCAACCCGCUUUUCGAGGAGCUUGUCAGCACCGACGCGAAGCUCGUCAGCGACUCGAGGGACGAGGCGGAGAGCUACAACGAUCCCAAGUGGACGCCUGAUCCCGUCGACGCGCCCGCGGACUUCCGCAAGUCGAAGGGCGCCGAUGUCAUCCAGCUUCUUGUCAGCAUCUACGACACAAAAGACGUCUUCGUCAAGGAGCUGCAGGUCCUGCUCGCCCAGCGGCUACUCGCCAUCCAGGAUUACGCUUUCGAGCGAGAGGUAAACAACAUCACCACUCUCAAAUCUCGAUUCGGCGAACAGGCGCUGCAAGGCUGCGAUGUCAUGCUGAAGGAUCUGCAGGACUCGCAGCGGGUUGACGAACGGGUGCACGAGCAGAUUCCGAGCGUUCCGCUCCAUGCGACGGUCGUCUCGCGCCUCUUCUGGCCAUCCUUCCAGCCCGCGCCGCUCAAGCUGCCCGCUUCGUACGACCGCUCCUUCGCCGCGCUCAAGGGCGACAAGAAGCUGCGAUGGCUUCCUCAGCUCGGCAGCGUCAACCUCACGGUCGAGUUGAAGGACCGUACGAUCACGGUCGAUGCCACGCCGCUCCAAGCGGCAGUACUGGAACUGUUCGACAAACAAGACACCUGGACUUCCGACGCGCUCCAGACGGAGCUUCGAGUGGCCGACCUCGGGACAGUUCGGAACGCUCUGUACUACUGGAACAACCUCGGCGUCGUGGCGAGCAUGCCGGACGACAUGUGGCGGCUUGUGGAGGAGCAAGGCGGCGAGGCGGAGACGACGGCAGCUCCCGUCGCUCACGUCGUCGAGGAGGAGAAAGCCGCCGUCCAGAGCGUCGAGUCUCAGCGUAUCGAGGAGAUGCGGGUCUUCUGGCAGUAUAUCCAAGGCAUGCUCACGAACCUCGGCGCGCUGCCGCUUUCGAGGAUCCACUCGACCCUCAACAUGCUCGCGCCGGGCUACAAGGGCAAGACGACGGACGAGUUGACGGCGCUGUUGAAGCAAGUCAUCGCGGAGGGUCUCGUGCAGAAGACGGCCAGCGGGUCGUGGAAAAUUGUCAAGUAG
This is a messenger RNA of Rhodotorula toruloides NP11, 2241 nucleotides long. Its product is annotated as anaphase-promoting complex subunit 2. Gene Ontology annotation, biological process: ubiquitin-dependent protein catabolic process. Gene Ontology annotation, cellular component: anaphase-promoting complex. Lineage: Eukaryota; Fungi; Basidiomycota; Microbotryomycetes; Sporidiobolales; Sporidiobolaceae. The record is from RefSeq and is a predicted model, not a curated record. Bases 1 to 2241 code for a protein of 746 amino acids. The transcript has 16 exons. Gene Ontology annotation, molecular function: ubiquitin protein ligase binding.